Molecule: messenger RNA, 1475 nt
Organism: Erythranthe guttata (spotted monkey flower)
Lineage: Eukaryota; Viridiplantae; Streptophyta; Magnoliopsida; Lamiales; Phrymaceae
Product: cyclin-D1-1
Source: RefSeq, a predicted model, not a curated record
AACCGAGUUUAGUCGGUGGACUUUGACUCGCUAAGUAUCGGACCGGACCACAUCUUUUUUCCCCAAACAGUCAACACCCAAUGCGCGCAAUUCCUUCUCCUCACAGUUGAGGAUUCGAGAUUAGAUUACUACUUAUUUAGAUUUUCUAGAGAGAGAAAAAACGCACCACACACACACUAACGGUGAGAGAGAAGUGAACAGCAAAAUGUCCUUACUAGUAGUACUCCUCCACAAACCAUAAUCGGACAUGUGUGUUUCCACCCAAUCCCUACCACCUCCACCAAUGCCCUUCUCCCGCCGCCGCUGAUUACUCUCAUUCAUCCGCCAUGUCCGGCGACUCCUUUUACUGCGACGAGGAACUAGACGCCGCCGAUUUCCUCAGAUCCGGCGCCGACGAAACCUCGUCUCCGCCUCCCCAACAAUAUUGUUCCGAUGAAUCUUCAUUAUUCAUCGCCCGACUUCUGGAUUCGGAGCCCCACCACAUGCCCCGACCCGAUUACAUCCGUCUCUGCCGAAAUCGAUCCGCUCAUCUCACCUCUCGCCAGGACUCCAUCAACUCUAUCCUCAAGGUUCACGCGCAUUUUCAAUUCAAGCCUGUAACGGCGUUCCUCUCCGUCAACUACUUCGACCGUUUCCUCUCGUCGCACACACUUCCGUUAACUGGAUGGCCGUUUCAGCUUCUGUCAGUGGCGUGCCUCUCACUAGCGGCGAAGAUGGAGGAAUUGUACGUCCCGUGGCUUUUGGAUUUGCAAUCGCUCGAGUUCAAGUUCGUUUUUGAGCCCAAAACGGUACAGAGAAUGGAGCUUUUGGUUAUGGCGACUCUCGACUGGAGACUACGCUCCGUUACUCCGUUUGAUUACCUCCGUUACUUUAUCUCCCUUCUCCCCUCCGACUCCGAUUCGUUUCCCACCGUUCACUCCGCCGCUUCAGAUAUCAUCGUCAACACCACCCGUGUGGUGGAUUUUUUGGUAUUUCCGCCGUCGGUGAUUGCAGCGGCCGCCGUGAUUUCCGCCGCCGGCGAGGGUGUGAAUUUGGCUGAUACCUUCGAUGAGAGAAUAAGCAGAGAACAGGUGAGAAGCUGUCAUCAACUAAUGGAGGAAUACCUGUUGGACACGUGUCCCUCCGACGGAAAUAAAUUCAUGCGCAUCGAGCCCCACGCGCCGCCGAGUCCGAUGGGAGUCCUCGAUGCGGCGGCUUGUGUUAGCUGUGAUACCCACUCCGAAAAUCCAGCCUCGGUUCCCGGCUCGAGCUCUACCGAAGCCGAGCCAGAUAUCAAGCGGAUUAGAUUAUCUACACCGGAUGUACAGGAAUCGUAAACUAUAGAUAAGCAUUAAGUAUUAUUUUUUUUUUUCUUCCUGAAAAUCCGAACCCCUUUUUUGAAAUUUUAUUUAUUAAUUAAGGGUAAAAAAGGAAAUGUUGCCAUUGUUCCUUGUUAUGUUUUCUUUUUUAAUCAGUAAAUGAAAUUGCAUUAAAAA